GUGCUCUGAUACUCGUUUUCACGGUCACAGAUUGAAAAAAGAAAUCUGCUUACACAAAUGUUUCUGGAUGAACGUGAUUCAAAACCGCAGCUGACGACCCGGAACCAAAAAUGAACUGGGCAUCUUUUUAUGCUGUUGUUAGCGGCGUUAACAGACACUCUACCGGGAUCGGCCGCAUCUGGCUCUCUGUCUUGUUCAUAUUCCGCAUCCUGGUCCUGGUGGUUGCGGCUGAGACCGUGUGGGGGGACGAGAAGUCCGGCUUCACUUGCAACACCCAGCAGCCAGGCUGCAACAGUGUCUGCUAUGACCACUUCUUCCCCAUCUCCCACAUCCGCCUGUGGGCCCUCCAGCUCAUCCUGGUUUCCACCCCGGCCCUGCUGGUGGCCAUGCACGUGGCCCACCGCCGACACGUCGACAAAAGGCUCUACAAACUGUCGGGGCGAACCAAUCCCAAAGACCUGGAGCAGAUAAAGACCCAGAAGAUGAAAAUCACAGGGGCUCUGUGGUGGACUUAUGUCAUCAGCCUGUUGUUCCGUAUUGUCUUUGAGGUCAUUUUUAUGUUUCUGUUUUACAUGAUUUAUCCCGGUUACAAGAUGAUACGGCUGGUGAAGUGUGACUCGUACCCGUGCCCCAACACGGUGGACUGUUUUGUAUCGAGGCCCACAGAGAAAACGGUCUUCACCGUCUUCAUGCUGGCCGUGUCUGGGGUUUGUAUCCUGCUCAACAUUGCAGAAGUGGCGUUCCUAGUAGUGAAAGCCUGCGGUAAGCAUCUGCACAGUGCUGGAGACUCAACUAUCGGAGCUUGGAUACAACAUAAACUUCGUUCAUUCUAACCAAUGCGCACUUAGUUUAAAACUGGUGAGAAUUAAAGAAAUAGUUUAAUGAGAAACAUCUGGUUUCAGGCUCAAAGAGGGAAAUUUAGACAAUUUAUUGUGCCAGCAAUUCAAGAGCUCAAAGAUAUUCUGUCACAAAUAAUAAUAAUAAUAAUUAACUGUUGUAUUGCGAAGAUGUGCCUGCAUCAUGGUCGGUAUUAUUAUUAACAUUAUUUAAUGUUAUUUAUUAAAUUAUUUAUUGGAAUCUGUAUUAAUUUUAACAGGGAGAAUAUCUGACUAUGACUUGAACAUAACAUGUUAAAAAUUACACCUUUUUGAGGUGAAGAAAAAUAAUGACUUUAACCAUUGUUUGCACUAAAAUGACUUUCAAUGCUGUUCACAUUUCUGAAUAAAGGAAGCAGAAGAUAAUAAUGAGAAGAAAUACACUUGAAUAGCAAACUUUUUUCUUUGAUGUUUAUUGCUGAUUCUAAACCUAGAAUUCAAAUGUAAUGUUUUUUUUUCUUUUUGUUUUUGGUGUUAUCACUGGCCAUGCACAACAGAAUAAAUUCAAAGCGUGUACUUGUGUUGUUACACUGGCCGGAAGUUUUUUUUUUUUUUCUUUUACAUUUUUUUUCUUCUCACAACCUCAACAAAAUGUAUUUUGCUGAGAUUCUGUUGAAUAGACCUCGUUUUGCACAACUGAGAUAAAAUACAAUGUAAUGUCAAUAAUUCGAUUUCAAGAUUUGAUACAUCUUGUAACAAAUCGUAGCAUCUGUGAACAUCACUAAGUCUUUUUAACCAUUGACUCUAUAUUUGAUUGAGUUCUGGACUUUGACUGGGCCAUUAUAACAUCUAAAUGGCUUCAUCUGCACGUUAUGCUCACUGGAUGGUGAACCUUUGCCUGACUCUCAAGUCUUUAACGAGUUGUCUAAUAGGACCAUUCUAAAAAUGUCAAGAGUCCUAACUACAUUCAUAGAGCAAUUACAGUGGCUAUCAUCUGGAUUUUUUUAAGUUUAAAUAAGCAGUGUCAGUGUAUUUUCUCCCAAAAUAAAGUUGUAAUACCAAAUUUAACCAGA
Molecule: messenger RNA, 1888 nt
Organism: Poeciliopsis prolifica (blackstripe livebearer)
Lineage: Eukaryota; Metazoa; Chordata; Actinopteri; Cyprinodontiformes; Poeciliidae
Gene: gjb1a
Product: gap junction protein beta 1a
Exons: 2
Coding region: 111-833 (240 amino acids)
Biological process (GO): cell communication
Cellular component (GO): connexin complex
Source: RefSeq, a predicted model, not a curated record